AUGAGCAUUGAGAAGCAAAAGAUGCCGCAUCCAGUCGCCCUGCACACUGUGGCCCGGCUUUUAAUUGUGGGAAGACCCCGCUUGCUUUCCAUCCCGCAGGACUUGAAUUGGCGAGGAGAAUCUUCACCAGCACUGAUUCAUCCCGGGUUGGCAUGGUACCGCCCUCACAGAACUUGCAAUAGGCCAAAGAGAUUGUUAAGGGCAGAUGUAAACCAGCGUCAGAAGUCCUUUUUAGGUGAUAACUACUCGCAUGCCCUCCAACGGAAGAGGUUCAACCACAAGAGCCUCUCCUAUUUCCACCACGGCGUUGGCAGUGGUGAAUUUGAAGUCCUUGAUGGUGAAGGGUGUUUAGACACAGAAAGGACGAUGGAGGAGUAA
This is a messenger RNA of Coccidioides immitis RS, 378 nucleotides long. RefSeq lists its product as uncharacterized. The record is from RefSeq and is a predicted model, not a curated record. NCBI's taxonomy places the organism in Eukaryota, Fungi, Ascomycota, Eurotiomycetes, Onygenales, Onygenaceae. The transcript has 2 exons. Bases 1 to 378 code for a protein of 125 amino acids.